This is a messenger RNA of Lycium ferocissimum, 324 nucleotides long. RefSeq names its product secreted RxLR effector protein 161-like. Bases 1 to 324 code for a protein of 107 amino acids. The transcript has a single exon. The record is from RefSeq and is a predicted model, not a curated record. NCBI's taxonomy places the organism in Eukaryota, Viridiplantae, Streptophyta, Magnoliopsida, Solanales, Solanaceae.
AUGGAGAAUAAGGAAAUGGAGAUGAUUCCCUAUGCUUCAGUUGUGGGAAGUCUGAUGUAUGCUCAAGUUUGUACACGUCUUGAUAUUGCGUACAUUAUUGGCAUGUUGGGCAAAUAUUUGAGGAAUCAAGGAAUUGAUCAUUGGAAAGUAAUCAAACGAUUCUUACGGUAUCUAGAGAGAACAAAAGAGCACAUGUUCACGUUCAAAAGGUUGGAUAACGUGGAGAUCAUUGGAUAUUUGGCCUCCGCUUUUGCAGGAUGCCAAGAUAGUUUAAAAUAUACUUCGGGGUUCAUUGUUCUGCUUGCUGGAGGAGUUGUCUCUUAG